GCCGAGCCUCGGGGCCUCCCGCCCCGCACCCGCCGCGCUCGGGCGGGCCAUGCGGCGGUGAACCAUGUCCUCCUACGCCAGGAACGGGCCGGCGGACGGGCAGCCCUCCCCCACCCCGCAGGUGGCCCGAGGCACCACGACGCGGAGGAGCAGGUUGAAAAGAUCCGAUGGCAGCACCACCUCGACCAGCUUCAUCCUCAGACAGGGUUCAGCAGAUUCCUACACGAGCAGGCCGUCUGAUUCUGAUGUCUCUUUGGAAGAGGAUCGAGAAGCGAUUCGUCAGGAGAGAGAGCAGCAAGCCGCUAUCCAGCUGGAGAGAGCAAAGUCCAAACCUGUGGCAUUUGCCGUGAAGACGAACGUGAGUUACUGUGGCGCCUUGGACGAGGAUGUGCCUGUUCCGAGCACGGCCAUCUCCUUUGAUGCCAAGGACUUCCUACACAUUAAAGAGAAAUACAACAAUGAUUGGUGGAUAGGAAGGCUAGUGAAAGAGGGCUGUGAGAUUGGCUUCAUCCCGAGUCCACUUAGAUUGGAGAACAUACGGAUUCAGCAAGAACAAAAAAGAGGACGUUUUCACGGAGGGAAAUCCAGUGGAAAUUCUUCUUCAAGUCUUGGAGAAAUGGUAUCAGGGACAUUUCGAGCAACACCCACAUCAACAGCAAAACAGAAGCAAAAAGUGACGGAGCACAUCCCUCCUUACGAUGUUGUGCCAUCCAUGCGUCCAGUGGUCUUAGUGGGGCCGUCACUGAAGGGUUAUGAGGUAACAGACAUGAUGCAGAAAGCCCUCUUUGAUUUCCUGAAGCACAGGUUUGAUGGGAGGAUAUCAAUAACGAGAGUGACAGCUGACAUUUCUCUUGCUAAGAGGUCUGUCCUAAAUAAUCCCAGCAAGAGAGCAAUAAUUGAACGUUCAAACACUCGGUCCAGUUUAGCGGAAGUACAGAGUGAAAUCGAAAGAAUCUUUGAAUUGGCAAGAUCCUUACAACUGGUUGUUCUUGAUGCAGACACCAUCAAUCACCCAGCACAACUUAUAAAGACUUCCUUAGCACCAAUUAUUGUUCAUGUAAAAGUCUCAUCUCCAAAGGUUUUACAACGGUUGAUUAAAUCUAGAGGAAAGUCCCAAAGUAAACACUUAAAUGUUCAACUGGUAGCAGCUGACAAACUUGCACAAUGCCCCCCAGAAAUGUUUGAUGUCAUAUUGGAUGAAAAUCAGCUGGAGGAUGCAUGUGAACAUCUAGGAGAGUACCUUGAGGCAUACUGGCGUGCUACCCAUACCACCAGCAGCACCCCAAUGACCCCGCUGCUCGGAAGGAAUUUGGGCUCAACAGCACUUUCACCAUACCCCACAGCAAUUUCUGGGUUACAGAGUCAGCGUGUGAGGCACAGCAACCACUCCACAGAGAACUCUCCAAUUGAAAGACGAAGUCUAAUGACCUCUGAUGAAAAUUAUCACAACGAAAGGGCUCGGAAGAGUAGGAACCGCUUGUCUUCCAGUUCUCAGCAUAGCCGAGAUCAUUACCCUCUUGUGGAAGAAGAUUAUCCUGACUCUUACCAGGACACUUACAAACCCCAUAGGAACAGAGGAUCGCCUGGGGGAUAUAGCCAUGACUCCCGACAUAGGCUUUGAGUCUGCAGAAACAACUACAAAAAUUCAUCUGUUGACAAUUGCCAUAGCACUGCUAGGAUAAACCAAUCAUCUUAACUUGGCAAGUACAGCACAGUAUUUAUUGUGCUUAUGGGCUGAUGUCAUAUGAUGCUAAGUAAGGGGCAAAAAAAUGUACAUUAUGCCCUUCAGUCUAGAUGGAUAUUAGAUGCCCAAUCAUAUAGAUAUUUUUAAGUGCAACAUUUACAUAACAGUACCUUUUGUUUUCUUCAUUAGAUUUAGACGUCAAUUUGUAAUUUAGGGUACUUAUCAAGGCACAUAUAAAAUAAUUUCCCAUGCUGGAAAUUCCAAAUGACCAGUUCCAGUUGGAACCAAUUUAUAAACCAAUUCCUGUUGGAAUUUGGGUGAAUUGACUAGAAAGUCUACUUGAGCAUGUUGCAAUCAAUCAAUUAAAAAAUCUGAAAAAAAAUCUAAGUAAUAAGAAAAUCAAAAUGCCAAUAGGAGCCAAAACCAGCUGUGGUAUUUAUUUGCUGGAAGCUAAAUUUACACUUAAAGUUGGAAUGUAAACAUUUUAAUAUGUGUUAAUGUUGCCAGAAUGGCUUUUCAAACUUACCAAAUGUAUUGAUAGUGCCAAAAAAAAUCAAAUUAAUGCAGAAAUUAUAGUCUUCUCAGAUUUUAAUAUUUUUAUUUUUCCCCUGGCAAAGCUGUUGUAUUCAAAGUGUUUUGCUUUUUGUUUAGUCACUACUGUUAACUUGUUUGAAGUUAGCAAAAAAAAAAACUUAAAAUGUCUUUAGCGGUGAGAAAGAAUAAUAAAGAGAAGCCCAAUCGCGUCUCUUUAGAUGGUUAUGUGAAAUGGAAAAUGGGGUGUUGUUUCCCCUUUAAUCAAUCUGAGCACAACUACAUACAUCCAGGAAUCUGAAAUCAGACAGUAAAAAAAUGGACAUAGAGCCUCUUGAUUUCAAAGCUAAACAUCAGCACAAUUGAAUACUUCCCAUUGUUCCACUCAGUCUUUGUCUUUGAAUAUCUGAAUGUUCUAGCUUUUCACCAAAUCUUUAUAAUUUUGCUAAGGCUUUUCAGUUUACAUGGACACAUUCAAUUUUGAUAUUGAAAACUGUGUUCAUACACAAUGAUUAAUUAAAAAUGAUGAGUUAAAUAGUUUGCAAUAAAAAAUAAACUCGUAGGCUCAGAAUAUAUUUGAUCACUAAAAUUAUAGCAUUUCUAUUAUAAAGUAUUAUGAAGAAUUUGGAGAUUGAGCUGCCUUAUUUUUAAUGAACACUUCUCUUCUCCUAUUACAACUUCCCAGCUUUUUUCCAGGGACUAUUCUUAUGGAAUGAGUGACUUUAUGCAUUAUAAUAUCAAGGAAGUCUUAGAAUCAAUAUGAUCCAAAAAAUUAUUGAAACUGACCCCUUUAUACAAUACACAACUAUCUUUAGGAAAAGUUUCUUGUUUCUAAAAGUCCACAAUGUGUGCAUUUUCCUAAAGCCCCAAAAAGCCCAGCAUAAAAUUUCUACUGGUACAUGUCAUAAAAUCUUUUUUGGGAAAACAACAAUAAUUCAACUUCUGUUAUCUUAUUUUUCCCACAUGCUUUCAAUAUUUAAGCUCUCAAAGCAUGCAUCCAUUAAAUAAUUUUCCUGACCAUAAAAAUAAGUUCCAUAUUCUUGAUUAGUCAUACAUAUCUUGAACCAUACAUACCUCCCCUUGUAUUCAUUUUCUUCAUUAUGAACUUGUUUAGCUGAUAAUGAGGAUGCCUAUAGUUAUAUAAGUUACCGCAAAUAUUUGAUUCAACUGAAAAAUGUGGGCUCAGUAAAUUCUAAAAGUUAACGUGAUACUGGCUUGUGAGGUUCUUUUGUCAUGUAGUGAAGCUUAUAGAACUUUCAGUUAAGGCAUUUAAAGAACUGUAUCCAUUAAGCACUUUAAUAAACAUAUAACCUGCCAUUACUGAAUACUUUGUUAGAGCACAGAAGAGCAUUUUCCAGCAAACAAAAACAUUUUUAUUACAUGUACAGCACAUAUUUGCAUGAGAGAGAAAACAUUAGCCAAAACAUUUUUCUAUAUGCUUUACGGGUUUCUUGUUUGUGCGUGUUAAAGUAUUUAAUUGCAAAGAGUGCACCAAGGUGUAUAAAUUUAGACUAGACAGCUGUUCAGCUUUUUUUGUAGUAGCAUUAGCAAUCUGGUCAUUUAACUACUUUAAGAUAUUUACAUUUUAUGGCAGGUAGCUGUAACAGCACUAACAUAUAUUUCCUAGUGGGCAAGAUUACCAUUUUCUUUCAGCUUGGAAAGUUAUUUUUAAAGGCCUCUCAAAGCCUUGUUUCAAAGUCUUCCAUGUCAUGCCCAUAAAGAAAGAGGUCCAUCUGUGCACAAAACCAAUCUGUCUUUUACCAUCAUGUGUCCAAACCUGUUUUGCUUUGCAUUCUUAUUCAGAAGCUAACAGUCUUUGAAAGGGUAUAAUGUAUAUUUUCUUGAUGGGUAUAUUUAAAACUUUGCUUUGAUUUGGUACAGUCUUUCUCCUUCUUUUUUAAUAAGUUUGUCUUCUCCAAAUGGAUGAGAUAUGCAUUUUCCUUUUCUUAGGCCUUAGAGGUUAUUGUGUAAAUGAUACUAAAAUACAGAUAUAUAGUAAAUGAAAAUUUUAUUUUUGCCAAGCACAUCGAGCACCUUUAAAAAAAUACAUGUUCCACAAAUACUUUGUUUUGAACUGAUUUCAUUUAAAAAUAGCAAAUGAUAAGCAGGGGAAACAAGUCUUAUAAUGUUUUGAAGCCGUUUUGUAGUAUAAACCAUGUAUUUUGUCAUUUCAGUAUAUGUAAUUCCAGAAUAGUAAAUUACAUAUCCUGUCAUUUCUGUCAGCAAACAUGUAACAGUAUAGACUCAUGUGACAAUGUAGAAAUGUCCUGGGAAAAAAGGAAUGCAAUUUGUCAAUCUUGAUGUUAAUUCUCAAGGCUAUAAUGUGACUCCAAUAUUAUAAUCUACAGUGUUACCUUGUUUACUCCAAUACUUAAAGCAACACUUAGAAAUGUUUAUAAAUGACUAAUGAUUCUCUUAUCUUUAUACAGUUCUAUUGGAAAGAAAAUUGAAAUUAACGAUUUAGACUGGUAGUCUUUCCUAAUAAGAGAGUCUUAAUUAUGUGAUAACAUUGCACUUAGUACUUAAUGAAAUGAAUUUUUUAAAUAUAAAACAUUCUGAGAACAUUAUUUGUUCCCUUUAGAUAAUUUGUUGAUUACUUUAAUUAUUAUUGCUGUUGUUUGCAAAAUGUAUUUUUGGAAUGUUAACCUCUUUUCAUACCUGCAUACUUGAACUUGUCUUUUGUGUGGGGGCCUUAAAAAAUUCAUAAUAGGAAGCUAGGGCAGUGAAAAGGAGGGAGAGGAAGAAAUUAUGCCAACAGAUGGUUUGCAAUUUUAAACUCUUUGAAUGAACAUAUCAUAAAAUGUUGUUGAGACCCAGAAUGUCAGUUAAGAAUGUUUCUUGGCAACCUUGAUUUGCAUGCUAGUGUAUUUCUUAGUUAUACAUUUUAUUUUGAUAUUUGCUAAAAAAUAAACAUAAUGCCAUUAUAAAAAUUGCCCUAUAUAUUAAUCUGUACUACCUCUUCUCUC
Molecule: messenger RNA, 5181 nt
Organism: Talpa occidentalis (Iberian mole)
Lineage: Eukaryota; Metazoa; Chordata; Mammalia; Eulipotyphla; Talpidae
Gene: CACNB4
Product: calcium voltage-gated channel auxiliary subunit beta 4
Exons: 14
Coding region: 65-1621 (518 amino acids)
Biological process (GO): neuromuscular junction development; calcium ion transmembrane transport; regulation of voltage-gated calcium channel activity
Cellular component (GO): voltage-gated calcium channel complex
Molecular function (GO): high voltage-gated calcium channel activity; protein binding
Source: RefSeq, a predicted model, not a curated record